AUGUAAUAAUUUAUUAAUUAAACCUUGAAUACGAUUAUUUUUGACACAUGUUCUAUAUUAAAUGUCAUCAGCAGAAUUAGAUAUAGAAAUCCAGUAAUAAUAUAAUAUGACAUAGACUUUAACUAAACAUUGCUUUCAUAGAAACAUAUGCUUUGAAUUAGAAGAAGCUGUGUAAGAAAUUCGAUAAAAAAAACAUUAUUAAUGCCCACAUUGUAAUUAAUAAGCAUAUAGUGAAAAUGAUUUUGUUUAAGAUUGGAGAGUUUAAGCUUAUAUUGAAUUUAAUGAAUAUGUUGAAGAUGUAACAAUAAUUAAAGGAAUCAUGGUUAAUAAAUAUUAGAGAAAUAAAACUAAAUAUUUGAAUUUUUUUACUUCGACUGAAUAUGUAAAUCAAUUUCAACAAAUGUUCAAUAGUGUGGAGAAUGAUAUGUCUAUUGUAUCAUUAAUCAGAAGAGAUAUAUAAUAAUAAAAUUAAAAUAACAAUAAUAAAAUAAUUUAUUGGUGUUUUUGUUUGUUAGAUAAAGUGAAAAUCAAUAUCCCUGUUAGAAUAAGAAGAUGUCAACAUUAUGAAUGCUAUGAAUUAACUAGUUUAUUAUACUUUUAAGAUUAAAAUAGAAAAAAAAUACAAUAUUUUAAAUGCAAACAACCAGGAUGUUCAAAUCAAUUAAGAAUUGCUCAUAAAAACUAUGAAAAAAGUUAUGAAAUAGAUGAAUAAGAUAAAAUACUUGAUAUCUAAUAAUUAUUUUCAGGCAUAUCUGUGGAUUUGGAUUUAUUAAAUGUCAUCAAAAAGAGUAAUCCUAGCUCUUUCAAAUUUUACUAUAAUAAAUAAACCUAAAAUAUUGAAGAGGUUAUAAAUAAAAUAGAUGGCAAAGUUGUAGAUCCAUUCAUUUUUUAAUUCUAUUAAUAACAUCCAGAUUUAUAAACAAAAAUGCAAUACAAAGAAUUCCAUAAAAUAAUAUAACAAUAGACAAUUGUAGUGAGUCAAGGAGGUCUUCUUUAAGAAGAUUAAAAGAUAAGCAAAUAAUUGGUUUUAUACAGAUACAGAAAUUAUUAAGUAAAUAUGAUAGACAAAUUCACAUAAUUUGUUAUUGAAUAUCCAGUAAGAUGUAAACUUUGUACAAAUUUAGAAGUUUGUAUGGAUAUCAGAAGUUAUAUUGCACAUUUUAAUUAUUAACAAAAUAUGUAUCCAAAAAAAGGUUAUACUUGUCCAUUAUGCAAUUAAUAAUUAAGCAAAUAAAUUUUUAAAAUGAAUAUUUAAAAUUACAUAUAUUUAGAUUCAAAUAUGCUUUCAUACAUGUAUUAGUAUAUGCCUAUUAUUUAAAAUACCAAAAUUUUUAAUUAUCAAGGUGAAUAAUAUUUGCUGUAAGAAUUUUAGGAUAGAUACAUAAUUAAAAGAGAGAAUUUUGUUGCAAGAUUACCAGAUAGAUAGGUUGUAUUCAGGCAACUGUUUUGUAUAGUUAAUAUAGAAUUGAGAAUUAAAUAACCUUUAAUUCUGUAAAAAUGUCCUGAAAGAAACAUUGUUGAUUUUAAAUCAUUUUAUCAAGAAUUAACCAAAAUUAACUUUGAUUUAGAGAAUUAAGGACUUAUCUUAUGUAGAUGCAACUAUUGUAAUAAAAAUCCCAUUAAGUCCAUCGCAGGAUAAAUCUAGUUUCAUGAAGCCUUUUAAGAAGCUUUAAAUAAAUAUCAUCAAAUCUAACAUAAUAACUAAAAUGAGAAUAGCUUUACUUAUAGAUUUGCUGAUACAGAGAGAGAUAGUUUAGUGGUAAAUAAUAGAAUUCCUACUUUCAAUCUAUAAGGAAUGAUUAUCAUUCCUAAUAUUAAUUUUGAAAGGAAAAAUGGUAGUUUUUUGGAUUUGAGGUCAGAUGAGGAGUAUCAAAGCAUAUUUAGAAGAUCUGAAAUUUCAGGGUAUAAAUUUAAUUUAUUUGCUAUUAAAACGGAAAUUAUGCAAAUCCCAAUUAUAUUAGACAAAUAAGGUGUACACGCAGAUAUGGAACACUUAAUGUAUAAUUUCAAUUACCAUAUUAAUAAAAAAUUAAAAUAAUAUGGUUUUAGAGUUAAUAAUAUUACUUUAGAACUACAUCUUGGUCUUCGUUUCAUUGGUCCAAUGGAAUUUUUUAUAAGAAUGAGUAUUUGA
Molecule: messenger RNA, 2131 nt
Organism: Paramecium octaurelia
Lineage: Eukaryota; Ciliophora; Oligohymenophorea; Peniculida; Parameciidae
Source: the annotation of a GenBank genome assembly